Cydia amplana is the source of this 1314-nucleotide messenger RNA. RefSeq names its product probable proline--tRNA ligase, mitochondrial (gene ProRS-m). Gene Ontology annotation, molecular function: ATP binding; proline-tRNA ligase activity. The coding region runs from base 29 to 1309 and encodes 426 amino acids. Gene Ontology annotation, biological process: prolyl-tRNA aminoacylation. The record is from RefSeq and is a predicted model, not a curated record. NCBI's taxonomy places the organism in Eukaryota, Metazoa, Arthropoda, Insecta, Lepidoptera, Tortricidae. Gene Ontology annotation, cellular component: cytoplasm; mitochondrion. The transcript is spliced from 10 exons.
GUAUAGAAAAUACGGUAAAUUGUAUAUAAUGCGGUUUGUAUCGCAACUAUUUCAACCAUUAUUAACUAUACCAAAGAAUGCGAAAAUUAAAAAUACAGAGAUAACUUGCAAAAGUCAAAAGCUCCUUCUAGAAUGUGGUCUCAUCCGCCCCACAUCCCCCGGCUUCUUCGCAUUGCUACCUCUCGCCCGGCGCGCCCUAGACAAGCUCGAAGCCCUCGUCAAGCGGCAUAUAGAGGCGGCCGGCGGACAGCAGGUGUCCCUGCCUGCGUUGACGGCUGCAGGGCUCUGGGAGAAGACGGGACGGGUUACGGAGGAGUUGUUGAAGGUGCAGGAUAGGCAUGGGAAGAAGUUUGUGUUGGCCCCUACGCAUGAGGAAGCUAUAGCAGAUUUGCUAGCAGAUGUAGGACCUUUGUCCUACAAGCAACUACCACUGUUGUUGUAUCAAAUCAGCGAUAAAUACCGCGACGAGCUACGGCCCAAGCACGGUGUUUUACGAGCUAGGUCUUUUCGUAUGUUAGAUGCUUACGGGGCACACACACUGGAACAAGCUACAGAAGUGUACCAGCGGGUAGGAGAACAGUAUAGGAGGCUGUUUGACACUCUGCAACUCGACGUACAUAAAGUGGCGGCACCUUGCGGCGAGAUGGGCGGUUCAGAGUCGCACGAAUGGCAACUACCCGCAUUGGCAGGUGAAGACAGAGUGUCAGUGUGUGUCGUUUGUAGACAAGCCACUGUGGGGGAGAAAUGCCAGUGUGGGGGGAGCAUUGGAACUGUCAAUAGUAUUGAGGUUGGCCACACAUUUAUCCUAGGAACUCGCUACAGCGAAGGCCUGGGGGCUAACUAUGUCGCACCAAGCGGCCCGCCGCAACCUAUAGUUAUGUCUUGCUACGGAAUAGGAAUCACAAGAUUACUGGCUGCAAGUCUCGAAGCACUAUCCACAGACGCAGCCCUAAGGUGGCCGGAGGCCAUCGCUCCAUAUCGAGCUAUACUUAUCGGGCCUAAGGAAGGCUCAAAAGAAUGGUCCGUGUACAACUCUGAUCAUAUGCUCGGUUUGUUCGACAAACUGUCCUCCUUACCGGGCCUCCGCAAUGACAUCUUAUACGACGACCGUCACCAGAUGACUGUCGGGAAACGGAUACUCAUGGCUGACAAAAUGGGCUACCCCUUAGUAAUAAUUUGCGGUAAGGGUGUUUUAGAAACCCCACCAAGGCUCGAACUGCACUCGCGAGGCGAAACACAGUUGCUAACACUCGGCCAACUCAUGUGGGUGCUACAGGGAGGAAACGAGACAGUUGCUAAUAAAAUGUAAAACAA